Molecule: messenger RNA, 758 nt
Organism: Tarenaya hassleriana
Lineage: Eukaryota; Viridiplantae; Streptophyta; Magnoliopsida; Brassicales; Cleomaceae
Exons: 7
Coding region: 1-381 (126 amino acids)
Source: RefSeq, a predicted model, not a curated record
AUGAAUCUGCCCAUUUCGUCGUUCUCCCUCUGUCUGCGCGGACGAAUCAUCGUUGGUUCUGUUCUUGUCCUAAAGCUAUUCGCGCACAAUGGCUUCUACCAACACCCCCGCUGGGGUCGAUCAUACAUUCAGAAGGAAAUUCGAUCCAGAAGGACUCAGAACGGUCUAAAUCAAUGCCGGUCAAAAGGUCCUCCCGUGCAAAGAAAGCCUCUGGAGCACAGAGAUUAUCAAGUCGACCUUGAAUCUCGGCUGGGCUGGUUACUACUGUUCUGUUUGCGGGUACGUGGUAAAAGAUUCUGCCAACUACUUGGAUCACAUAAACGGGAAGAAACAUCAAAGGGCGUUGGGUAUGUCUAUGCGGGUCGAGAGGUCAUCACUUGAGCAAGUAUUAAACCCCCAUAUUUCAUAUGAUUAAAUCCGAGACAAUGCUUUCGGAAUUGUUUUGCAUUUUAGGUUCAGGAAAGGUUCGAGUUUUUAAAGAAACGAAAAAGGCCCGGUACCUUUACGGAAAAAGGUGAGAUUCUACACAGACUCCCUCUUUUCUGUUUGAUGAACGUAUAAGGAAACAGCAAGAAGAUGAAGAAGAAGGAAGACGGCGACGGCAUGAGAAGAAGGUUAGUGAUCAUCAUCAUCAUCAUCAUCAUGAUAUGUACAUGCACACUCAGCCUUUGGGCUGAGUGAACUGCGAAUUCAUUCACUAGUUGAGAAAGAAAAUGAAUAACAAAGUCGAAAGCCCUAAAUCCACAAGUUCAACAUCA